AUGUUUCCCAGCGGGAUAGGAUCUGCGGCUGCUGGAAGAAGGCAGGUGUGUCUUUUCUCCUUGCUGCUCCUUGGUCUCUGGGGCUGUGUGACCUGCCACUGGAGCCCUGUGGAGGACAUCUGCACAGCCAAGCCUCGGGACCUCCCUGUGAAUCCCAUGUGCAUUUACCGCACCCCAGAGAAGAAGGCCCCAGAGGAGGAGGGCUCAGACCAGAAGAUCCCUGAGGCCACCAACCGGCGGGUCUGGGAACUGUCUAAGGCCAAUUCCCGCUUUGCCACUGCCUUCUAUCAGCAUCUGGCAGACUCCAAGAAUGACAAUGACAACAUUUUCCUGUCUCCCCUGAGUAUCUCCACAGCUUUUGCUAUGACCAAGCUGGGAGCCUGUGACAACACCCUCAAGGAGCUGAUGGAGGUUUUUAAGUUUGAUACUAUCUCCGAGAAAACAUCGGACCAGAUCCACUUCUUCUUUGCCAAACUGAACUGCCGACUCUAUCGGAAAGCCAACAAAUCCUCUGAGUUGAUAUCCGCCAACCGCCUCUUUGGAGACAAAUCCCUUACUUUCAAUGAAACCUACCAGGACAUCAGUGAGGUGGUAUAUGGGGCCAAGCUCCAGCCCCUAGACUUCAAGGAAAAUCCAGAGCCAUCCAGAGUGACCAUCAACCAGUGGAUAUCCAAUAAGACCGAAGGACGUAUCACUGACGUCAUCCCCCAGGAUGCUAUUAACGAGCUCACUGUCCUGGUGCUGGUUAACACCAUUUACUUCAAGGGCCUAUGGAAGUCGAAGUUCAACCCUGAGAACACAAGGUCAGAACCUUUCUACAAGGCCGAUGGGCAGUCGUGCCCGGCAUCCGUGAUGUACCAGGAGGGCAAGUUCCGCUAUCGGAAAGUGGCAGAAGGCACCCAGGUGCUCGAGUUGCCUUUCAAGGGUGAUGAUAUCACCAUGGUGCUCAUCCUGCCCAAGCCUGAGAAGAGCCUGGCCAAGGUGGAGCAGGAGCUCACCCCAGAGGUGCUGCAGGAGUGGCUGGAUGAGCUGGCGGAGACAAUGAUGGUGGUCUACAUGCCCCGCUUCCGCAUCGAGGACAGCUUCAGUGUGAAGGAGAAGCUGCAGGACAUGGGCCUUGUGGACCUGUUCAGCCCGGAGAAAGCCAAGCUCCCAGGUAUUGUUACCGAAGGCCGGGACGACCUCUUCGUCUCUGACGCGUUCCAUAAGGCAUUUCUUGAGGUGAAUGAGGAAGGCAGUGAAGCAGCAGCUAGUACCGCCAUCAUGAUUGCUGGCCGUUCACUGAACCCCCACAGGGUGACCUUCAGGGCCAACAGGCCCUUCCUGGUUCUUAUAAGGGAAGUUGCUCUGAACACUAUCAUCUUCAUGGGCAGAGUAGCCAACCCUUGUGUGAACUAG
Pipistrellus nathusii (Nathusius's pipistrelle) is the source of this 1398-nucleotide messenger RNA. The record is from the annotation of a GenBank genome assembly. NCBI's taxonomy places the organism in Eukaryota, Metazoa, Chordata, Mammalia, Chiroptera, Vespertilionidae.